UUUAAAAGCUAACGUUGGACACGUUCGGAAAGCCCAGUUUUGAACAGUGGUUUCGUGUGGAUCAAAUUCUUUUGUAAAUCAUUACCCUCGCUUCAAAACAACUUGGUGGAACCAAACAGCAUUUGUGGCCUCUUCUGAGAUAGGCAUGAGUCAGUUGGCACACUUCCGUGCGCGGCGAGAUAAAAAAGCGGGCAAGAAUCGACAGUGGGGGACAUUUUAAUCUACUGAACCUGCAUAAUGCACGAGAGCUGGAUGUCAAACAAUCCUGUUUUUUCCCAUCGUUUUCCAAGGAGCAAAUUUACCGGGUGACCUUCCCAGUGAGGACAAAUUGCGCAGUAAAAUCAUUGGAGUCUUUGUCAUGGAGCUUCCGGUCUCUAACACUUCCAACGUCACCGCUGCCUUGGGAACCGAGCCUCUGGAGCCUAUUUUACAAGGGACCGUGGCAUCUUUCGUUAGCGCCUCACUGAUCUGCCUUCUGAUCAUAGGCGCCCUAAUAGCAAACACUUUUGUCUGUUUAGCUGUGUAUAAACAGCGCUCUGCCAGGCGGAUUACACGGUAUUUCAUCAUAAAUCUUUGCCUAGCAGAUAUCUUCAUUACAGUUAUAAGUAUGCCUAUCUGGUUGAUUUUUCUGCUGUAUGACAGUAAGUCAGCUGUUCUAACUCUCGGUGAGACAUUUGUCGAGAUUUGGAGACACGUGGACAUCAUGUGCGGAACAGCCUCCAUUCUGAGCCUGACGUCAAUUAGUGUGGACCGUUAUAUAGCAGUUUCCAGGCCCUACACGUACGUACAGGCGAUAACUACACGAAGGGCGAUGCACAUUAUUGGAGGAAUUUGGGUCUACUCCAUGACUGUUGCCUUGUUGAUCAAACCACUCCGAAAAUAUAAAGGUGGUUACGCCAUAUUUGUCAUGUGUGCAAGCUUCCUUCUUCCCUCAUUAAUAAUCAUUGCAGCUUACGGAAGUAUGUUUCGCGUUGCUAUGCGACACACACGUGGCCUGUCCCGUAGAGAAGAGGAAGAAAGCAAUCAUCACCACUGGCAUAAAGAAAUAAAGAGACACCUCAAAGCUGCUAAGACUGUUGCCUUUGUAAUUGGAAGUUUUUUGUGCUGUUGGGCGCCGUUUAUUAUUGUGAGCGUUUGUUUUGCGUUUUAUACAUUGGAUCCUACCGGAGCGAGUGUCACAAAGUGGCUGGCGUAUCUAAACGCUGUUUUAAAUCCUGUGGUUUAUACCUGCGUUGAUAAACAAUUGAGAAGACUUGUGUUGAAGCGGCUGUCUUUUUGCUUUCGUGGAAGGCUUUGGAUGUUUUUCAAAGAAGAUCGCUUCGCAUACGGUGCGACAGAAAACUCUUCGCCGAUGAGUUAUGUGUAAACAAAAUGUUUUAUAGUACGAUAACAAAUAGAAGAAGAAGCGGGAAAUUAAGACGAUGAUGAUGGAGAGCAACAAUAACAAAAACAGUAACAACAGGAAAAACCAACGACAGUGGGAUACUUGUGAAUAUCUUUAGCAAACAAGGAACGACAUUUUCUGAGCAGUGGAAAAAAAAAAA
This is a messenger RNA of Stylophora pistillata, 1544 nucleotides long. RefSeq names its product alpha-1A adrenergic receptor. Gene Ontology annotation, molecular function: G protein-coupled receptor activity. The record is from RefSeq and is a predicted model, not a curated record. Gene Ontology annotation, biological process: positive regulation of MAPK cascade; adenylate cyclase-activating adrenergic receptor signaling pathway. NCBI's taxonomy places the organism in Eukaryota, Metazoa, Cnidaria, Anthozoa, Scleractinia, Pocilloporidae. Gene Ontology annotation, cellular component: plasma membrane.